Molecule: messenger RNA, 3039 nt
Organism: Centruroides sculpturatus (bark scorpion)
Lineage: Eukaryota; Metazoa; Arthropoda; Arachnida; Scorpiones; Buthidae
Gene: Plap
Product: phospholipase A-2-activating protein-like
Exons: 11
Coding region: 27-2384 (785 amino acids)
Biological process (GO): proteasome-mediated ubiquitin-dependent protein catabolic process; ubiquitin recycling
Cellular component (GO): nucleus; cytoplasm
Molecular function (GO): ubiquitin binding
Source: RefSeq, a predicted model, not a curated record
CGUUGCACGUAUAACCGGCGAGUAAGAUGGCUGGUUUCUAUAAGUUAAGAUGUACUCUCCUUGGCCAUUCUGAUGAUGUUAGAGCAGUUGCUCCUGCAUAUUAUCCAGAAGGAGGAAUUAUAACAGGAUCGAGGGAUCGUACGAUAAGAUUAUGGACUCCAAAUAAGGAGUUAUUCGAUAUUGAGAACUUAUGCAUCUCCAAUUUAAGUAAUGAAGUCAAUUAUUCAGAAGCUCAUUGCAUGAUUGGAAUGACAAAAUAUGUCUCAAGUGUAUGUGCACUACCUCCAAGUGAUCAAUAUCCUUUUGGACUUAUUCUGGCUGGUUGUAACGAUUGUGCCAUUUAUGGAUUUAGUAUAGAUUCUCCACAGCCAGUGUACAAAUUAUUGGGCCAUGCCGGAACAGUGUGUUCAUUAUCAGCUGGAAAUUAUGGAACUGUUUUGAGUGGUUCUUGGGAUAAGACAGCUAAAAUUUGGCUAGGGCAACAAUGUACAGUAACAUUAGAGGGUCAUCAAGCUGCAGUAUGGGCAGUUCAGAUAUUACCUGAACAAGGACUUAUGUUAACAGCUUCAGCAGAUAAAACAAUUAGAAUGUGGCGUUCAGGAAAAUGUGAAAAGAUUUUUACAGGUCAUACAGAUUGUGUACGUGGAUUAGCUGUAUUGUCAACAAGGGAAUUUUUAUCUUGUUCUAGUGAUGCAACUAUUCGUCAUUGGCAUAUAACAGGAGAAUGUUUAAAUAUAUAUUAUGGUCAUACCAAUUAUAUUUAUAGUAUAUGUGUCAUGCCUGGAAAUGAAGGUUUUGUCACUUGUGGUGAGGAUAGAACAGUUAGAUUAUGGCGAGAUGGUGAAUGUUAUCAAGUUAUGAGACUUCCAGCCAAUUCUGUUUGGGCUGUUGCAUGCCUUCAAAAUGGUGACAUUGUAGCUGGUGCAAGUGAUGGAACAGCAAGAAUAUUUACACACCAUAGUGAACUCCAAGCUAGUCCUGAAGAACAGUUACGAUUAGAAGAUGAAGUUUCUAAAAGUAUACUACCAGCUCAGGAACUAGAUUUAAAAUUAGACUCAAUACUAGAAAAAGAUGUUUUGAAUGAACCAGGAAAGAAAAAUGGUCAGGUUGUAAUAGUGCGUGAAGGAUCAGAAAUAACAGCUCAUCAAUGGAAUGCUCCAGAAGGAAAAUGGGUUAAAGUAGGAGAUGUUGUUGGUGCAAGUGGAAGUGCUAAUAAAAUUGUAUAUGAAGGAGAGGAAUAUGAUUAUGUUUUUGAUGUGGAACUAGAACAAGGAAAAUCUUUAAAACUGCCAUACAAUGUGACUGAUGAUCCAUGGCAAACUGCCCAGCAGUUUAUUCAUAAGCAUGAUCUUAGUCAGUUGUUCCUUGAUCAGACAGCUAAUUUUAUUAUUAACAAUACUAGAGGAAUUACAUUAGGUCAAAUGACACCUAUAGACUCUGAUCCAUUUACAGGUGGUUCUAGAUAUUUACCAGGAACAGUCCAAUCUCCAUUGUCUCCAAAUGGUACUGAUCCUUUUACAGGUCAGAAACGAUAUCAAACUGAAACUGCUGGUGAUUGCCAAAAGGGUGAUAAAAUGACUAUUGAAGAUACAGUAAAAAAUACAUAUUUUCCUCAGGCUGAAUUUGUCAAGUUUGAUUUAGCUAAUAUAGAUGGAAUAACAAGUAAAAUGAAGGAGUUUAAUAAUAAAGUACCUGUUGAGCAACAGUUGGCAGAUGAUGAAUUAACUGAAUUAUUACAACUUAUUCAACCUUCCAAAGAACCUACUAAUCAACAGAUGGCUUCACUGGAAAAAAUAAUUCAUUGGCCAAAAGAAAUGGUGUUUCCAGGAUUAGAUAUUUUGCGUUUAGCUGUUCGUGAAAUAAAUGUAAAUAGAAGAGUAUGUGAAGCUGCAGGGAUGCAGUUGAUUAAUCAUCUUCUUACUUUUUUAUUUCCUGAAAGUCAGCCAGCAAAUAAAAUGCUUGCUCUUCGAACAUUAUCUAAUUUAUUUACACAUCCUCCCGGAGAAAAAUUAUUAGCUAGUCAAAGAGAAAGAAUUUUAAAUUUUGCUUCCCAUUGUUCUGCAUCAGACAAUAAAAACGUUCAGAUCUCUUUAGCAACCUUAUAUCUCAAUUAUGCUGUCUUACUUCAAAAUUCUACGAUAGAAAUCAAAUCUCAGUGCUUAAAUAGAAUAUUUCAAGCGUUGUCUAAUUACAAUGAUAGUGAAGCACAGUUUAGGCUUCUAGUGAGCUUAGGAACUUUUAUAUGGAAGGACGAACCUGCAAUUAAUUACGCGAAAUUAUUAGAUUUUCCAGCAUAUGUAGAAAAAAUGACAGAAGUUAAAGAUCCCUCAAAGGUAGGUUUAUGUGCAGAAUAUCUAUUGUCUGUUUUCUAUACCAUCAAUUAAAAGUGCGUUUAAAAGCAUCAUAACUGUUAAAUAAUUGAAUUGCAAUUGAUGCUGUAACUCGAUAUGUUAACAUAUCUGUGAUGUAAAACUGUUGUUUUGAAUUAACAUUGCAGUGUGUCUAAUACUUGGUAUUAGAAACAGAAUUUUCAUGAAGUUGGCUAAUAGAUUACUUGGGUCCAAAUGUUAUUUUAUAUAGUAUUUGAAAUUUAAAUUAAAUCUUUACAUUAAGAAGUAAAUUUAUAUUAUACACUUCUAGGAAUCAUAAAUUAUCGAACAACUACUCUGUGAUAAUAAUGCCUAAAUUCACAUAUUAUCUUCUUUAUGAAGAAAUAUGUGGUACUCAAAGUUAAAGCCAACUUCAUUAUUAUUAAAAGGGUGGAUAUUUAAAUAAAUAAACUCAUCAGCAUAUCAAAUAUUUGAAUAUAAUUAUUACGGAAAUUCUUCCAACAACUAAGGAUAUUGCUGAUAAUCAAUGAAGUUUUUUUGCUUACUUUAUGUAUGAUGAUUUUUUAAUAAAGUAUUUUGAAUUAAAUGUAAAUUAUAUACAUAUAUAUAUUGAGUGAAUAUUCAAAUUGUAAGAUAUAUUUUUCAAAUGUGAUUAGUGAGUUUGUAUACUGUUGAUUGUCAAUGUGCUUAAAAUUUACUUAGAAUGUUU